This is a messenger RNA of Pristis pectinata (smalltooth sawfish), 3492 nucleotides long. Its product is annotated as serine/threonine-protein kinase Nek6-like. Gene Ontology annotation, biological process: protein phosphorylation. NCBI's taxonomy places the organism in Eukaryota, Metazoa, Chordata, Chondrichthyes, Rhinopristiformes, Pristidae. The record is from RefSeq and is a predicted model, not a curated record. The transcript is spliced from 10 exons. Gene Ontology annotation, molecular function: protein kinase activity; ATP binding. The coding region runs from base 476 to 1420 and encodes 314 amino acids.
ACAGUUAUAAUAAGCUCUUUCAGUGAGUGAAGCCCUUUCGGAUUGUGAGUGGAGAGAGCAGCACAUUGUAAUUUGAAAAGAGGAAAUGAAAUCCAGGGGAUGAGAGUGGGUCUGGUGGGAUGUGGGUGGCAGGUUUUGCAAUCACUUCUCAGUAAUCACCAAGUGCUUCAUUUACAGCUUUGUACCAAUGAUUUGUAGAGAAACUAUUUGCCAAUGCCCGGCUCCUGAGCAUUGCAAAAACAGGAGGUGGAGUUCAUUCUGAAGUUGGGAAACAAUUCUACCUCGUGUGGAUCUGUGAGCAACACGGAGACGUGGAACUUCACAGACAAUGUACUUUAAUUCCUUACAACUUUGCGGCUUCCUCCUCUGAAAGAAAACCGGCAGAUUGUUUAGACUGCAUCUUGUCACAGUUGAGCAGAAAGGGGCAGCUCUAACACAGAAUUAAGAAGGCAGCGUCUCAUGGUGACAUGUUAGAAUGGAGGAUCGGCAAAGUCACCAUUCCCUUCCUCUGGAAGAUCAGAACAACUUCCUUUACAACGCAGGCUCGGGGUAUCAGCAGGAUGUUCAGCGACAUUCACCCACGUACACUUAUCGCAGUCGAUUGGCAGACUUCCGUAUCGAGAAGAAGAUCGGCAGGGGCCAGUUCAGUGAAGUCUAUCGGGCAAUUUACCUUCACAAUGGAAAGGCAGUGGCAUUGAAGAAAGUCCAGGUAUUUGAAAUGAUGGACGCCAAGGCAAGACAAGACUGCAUCAACGAGAUCGACCUUCUAAAGCAAUUGAAUCACCCCAACAUAAUUAAGUACUUGGACUCCUUCAUUGAGGACAAUGAGCUGAAUAUUGCUCUGGAACUGGCAGAUGCAGGCGAUCUCUCGCAGAUGAUUAAGUACUUCAAAAAGCAAAAGCGGCUAAUUCCAGAAAGAACAAUAUGGAAAUAUUUUGUGCAGCUGUGCAGCGCAGUUGAACACAUGCACUCCCGAAGGGUGAUGCACAGAGACAUCAAGCCAGCGAACGUGUUCAUCACGGCCACGGGAGCGGUGAAGCUCGGUGACCUUGGUCUCGGCCGGUUCUUCAGUUCCAAGACCACAGCGGCGCACUCCUUGGUCGGAACACCGUACUACAUGUCUCCGGAGAGAAUACAUGAAAAUGGUUACAACUUCAAAUCCGAUAUCUGGUCGCUCGGCUGUUUAUUGUACGAGAUGGCCGCCCUCCAGAGCCCAUUUUAUGGAGAUAAAAUGAAUCUCUUUUCUCUCUGUAAAAAGAUCGAGCAAUGUGACUACCCGCCUCUUCCAGCAGAGCACUUCUCCGAGAAGCUACGAGAGUUGGUGAUCAUGUGCAUCAACCCCGAGCCUGAUCUUCGACCAGAUAUCAGCUUCAUGCAUCAAAUCGCUAAGCAGAUGCAUGGUUGGACAGCAAGCACCUGAACUCCGAGCCUGCGGAAGUCUACCUGAGAACAAUUACGGCACACCCCUGCUUGAGGUUUGUUUUAAAGAAACAAAAUAAGCACCAGUGAAGAUCUCAAUGGAGAAAGCACCAUCAGUGGAAUGUGAUUGACCCAUUUUGGAAUUAAGUGGCACUGUAAGGACUGUUAGAGUAGAUUUUAGCAACUGUAGAAUGGUUAAGUUCUGUCACUUGAUCAAAAGGAAUGAUAUAGCCUCCGUGCUCCUGCGUUACAUUUUCAAAAUGUAUUUAUAGAUACGCUUUCUGAUUUCUUACUCUUGUUUCUGUCUACAAAUUUCAAUGCAGUAAAUUUAAAUAAUGUUCAAUAGUUUUGUAAAACUGAAUUCAGUACACAUUACAAUCUUGGACAAGCUACUAUCAAUGUGAUAUCAUAAGAAAUCAAAGCAGUGGGUCACAUGGCUCCCCCAACAUGGUCUGUCAGAAAUAUCUUUAAACAGACAGAAAUGGUAGACCAAUCUCAUUAAUGCUAGAAAAAUAGUCCUCAUAAGGUUCUUGGUAAAAUACUUUUCCUAAAGGAAUAAUUUAGAAAAAUUACUAUUUUUUCUUUUCACAGUUAUUUAGCGUACUUCCAGGGGAUACACUGUUGUCUUCACUUGUAUGUCAAAUACUCCAGUAGUGGUAUUGUAAGGGAAACUUGCUCUAUUUUCCCUUGUUGUCCUUUGGCACAGUCUAUACAGACUUGGUUUACAGCAUGGAGUCGGACUACGGCGACGUUACAUUUUAACAUUGACUUCCCAAAUUUUCAAAGUAAUCAGUCUUUGACUGAGGUUAGGGUUAGUUGGAGGUCUUUGUAACCAGGAAAGUGAGCAAUAGGGAGAACACUGAGGAGUUGAGAAGGAUUGAAGCCUCGUGCGCCUCUGUGGCCAGAAGAGUAUCUGGCAGACGCACUCAAGUGUCUAAUUUAACUAACCUACUUCUUCCCACUGAACUGUAACUAGACAGAAAAUUCCUCACCCCAUUAUAAAAUUUCUCAGUUAAACAUAAUGAGAAUUAGAAGAAUGAAUUACUGUGAGCAGAAAAGGAGUUGUAUUUAUUGAUAUAUCAUGUUUUGUUCUCCAAGUCAGACUGUUGGCAGCAGAAACAUCCUUCAGCCCUAGUUUUCAAGCUCAGAACAGUGCCUGCUCUUUCCCUGUUUAACAGCUGUCACUCCCAAAUCCAGACUACUAUGCAGUUAUUUUCACAUACAAUGAAUUAAAAAAACACGAAAAAAAAGCAUUUGAAUUCUCAAAACAUGUAGAGCAAUAUCUUGGGUGUAACUCAACAGGAAAUAUUCAGUGAAUUCAAAGACCCAGAGCAAUUUGUCUCAGAUAGACCAGGAGAACGUGUGUUUACAACAUACAGUAACUGUGAUAUUUCAACACUGUCAAUACUGAUUAGCCAGGAGCGGUGUGGCCCUUGCAAUAAUCUGGUCAAUUUACCGACUGUGAAAACCUUGUAAAAUGUGAACGUUUCCUAUGUACUCGGCAAUAUUUGAAUUCUUGAAACUCAUUAAAAAGUAGUGCUGAAGUGUUACGGACAUUCGGAGGUCUGUUGCGUUUCCCUAGGCUUCAUUCCUGGUAUUUGUCCUGCAAGGCAUUGUGAGGGAAUUGAAGGCCAUUUGUUACCAAUUAAUGUGUGAGACUGCACAGGUAAAGGACGACUUCUGGGUCAACAGCCUUGACGUUUCAAAAGGCAGCCAUAUCUUCAAUCCAUACAGGGGGGACCAGUACCCCAAUACAAUGCUUGUGGUUAAGCAAUCAGUUACUUAUGUGUACUGGAUUAUGCUCUGGACCAAAACUGCUUUAAUUAAAGUUAUGCAAGCUUAUAUUAGGAACAUUGUAUACAAUGUAGGGCAAUGACAUAUUCACAAAUAUAGUUGCUUACACUAAAGAGUAAAAUUGCUCCUGCAUCCAUUAUUUUGUUAAGUUGAUGCAUGGAUUUAAAACUGCAUAGCGUUUUCUUUAAAUCAUGUGCUUGCAAGAUUUUGUAAAUGAAUUGUCAACCAUUAAAUCAAUGAUUUGCAGCAGACUAACAGAAUAAAAAAAACCUUUAACUA